Molecule: messenger RNA, 2659 nt
Organism: Megalobrama amblycephala (Wuchang bream)
Lineage: Eukaryota; Metazoa; Chordata; Actinopteri; Cypriniformes; Xenocyprididae
Gene: kiss1ra
Product: KISS1 receptor a
Exons: 5
Coding region: 305-1417 (370 amino acids)
Biological process (GO): neuropeptide signaling pathway
Cellular component (GO): membrane
Molecular function (GO): G protein-coupled peptide receptor activity
Source: RefSeq, a predicted model, not a curated record
CUGUUGCCCACGUGUGUUCAGGCUGUGUAUAAAGCCAAUGGGAGCGAAUAAACUCCGUCUUUGAGUGGAUACUGCUCGCAGGGCUCCUUUUUCAAAGAGCUGAAGAGAAGUCGGACAAAUUGCAGCGAUCAUCUCUCUCAAAUACCCGUCUACCUGCAAAACUCCCUCAGUGACUAGAAUGAGGUUUAUGAAAGUACAACGCCAGAUUCAGAUGGCUUUUUCUUAAUAUUUCUUGGAUUAGUGGGGAUGAGGAUUUUGUCACUGCUAAAGAGAAGAAACUUUACUUUUUUCAUCUUGUUUAAAGAUGUCUAAAAUCAUGUUUCCUAGUGAAGACUGGAACUCAAGUGAGCUGUUGAACAGCUCCAUUGGAAACUCCUCUAUGGAGGAUACUGAGGAUGAGGAGCACCCCUUCCUGACGGAUGCUUGGCUGGUGCCCCUCUUCUUCUCCCUCAUCAUGCUGGUGGGGCUGAUCGGGAACUCACUGGUGAUAUAUGUCAUCUCCAAGCACAGACAGAUGAGGACGGCCACUAACUUCUACAUUGCUAACUUGGCUGCCACUGACAUCAUUUUCCUGCUAUGCUGUGUGCCGUUCACCGCUACUCUCUAUCCUCUGCCUGGCUGGAUAUUUGGAGACUUCAUGUGCAAAUUUGUUGCUUUUCUCCAACAGGUGACCGUACAGGCGACAUGCAUCACUCUCACGGCGAUGAGUGGAGACCGUUGCUAUGUGACUGUGUAUCCUCUGAAAUCCCUGCACCAUCGGACCCCUCGUGUCGCAAUGAUUGUUAGCAUCUGUAUCUGGAUCGGUUCCUUCAUUCUUUCCAUACCAAUCUUCCUGUACCAGAGGCUUGAGGACGGCUAUUGGUAUGGACCAAGAAAAUACUGCAUGGAGAGGUUUCCAUCAAAGACCCAUGAGAAGGCUUUCAUCCUCUAUCAGUUCAUAGCUGUGUAUCUACUGCCUGUCAUUACUAUCUCUUUCUGUUAUUCCUUCAUGUUGAAGAGAGUGGGACAGGCCUCUGUGGAACCAGUGGAUAACAACCAUCAGGUCCACCUGCUCUCAGAGAGAACUAUCUCCAUUAGGAGUAAGAUUUCCAAAAUGGUAGUGGUCAUUGUCGUCCUCUUCACUAUUUGCUGGGGUCCAAUUCAGAUCUUUGUCCUGUUCCAGUCUUUCUACCCCAACUUCAAGGCCAACUACGCAACAUAUAAGAUCAAGACGUGGGCUAACUGCAUGUCCUAUGCCAACUCCUCUAUCAACCCUAUUGUCUACGGAUUUAUGGGCGCCAGCUUCCGCAAGUCUUUCAGGAAGACCUUCCCCUUCCUCUUCAGACACAAAGUGAGGGACAGCAGCGUCGCCUCCCGCACUGCCAAUGCAGAAAUAAAGUUUGUAGCAACGGAGGAGAGCAACACUGAGAGGAAAUGAGAGCCAAUGACACCUAAACCAUGAUUUCACAUGCUGAAACUCAGGCUUCCUCUGCAUUAACAAGGGUAAUAUCCAGUUCACUGAACUGUGAAAAAAAUAUUUUAAUGUGGUGCAAAAGGACAUUUAGAGAGCAAAGAACUGCGAAAGUGCACAUAAAUUAUUACUGUUAUAAUUACAGCUGGAGUUAAAUUGUAUAAUUUGAUGUUUACAUCCUUUGUGCAGCCAACAUCCAAACCAAAAGGUUCAACUCUUAUUGGUGGCCCUGCUGUGCUACGAGAGUACGCGUUUUCAACAUUUGUUGAUGGAAAGCUGAUUUUACAGGCCAUAAUUUCAAGCAUGGGGAACCAAAAUGAUGAUGUUCUGCCAGCGGAGAUGUGUAGGAGCUUGCCUGAGAGGAUGUUGACUAAAUCAAACAUGGCAACUGUUGACUCAUCCAUUGUGUUUGACAUACACGACACCUCCCUGUGCACACUUCCUCAUGAAACCACCACUCCAAACUGCUCUUCAUCGGUUAUAUUUACAUAUUCUGAACAUUCUACGGCAUGGACCAACCUGAAGAGAUGUACCCAGAAGGUAUAGACUCUCUCAAAGCACACCACUUCUCAAGACUGAGUGAAUGCAUUUCGCAGCACAGAAAAUUAUGCUGCACCUGCCAAUAAGGCUAUUGAGAUUAUCAUGUGAUAGACGCUGAGGAUUAGCAAACACGUGUGUACAGAAUUGAGAAUGAUGGAAUGAUAUCAUUAAUGUGAUAAUAAAUGUAAGAUUUAGAACUAAAGGGUCGUUUACACAAAACUUGCGUUUAAAAACAUGAGACGUGACACAGCAAAAUCCAAAUUUUUAAAUGGGCCAUUCCCAUAGAACGCAUUUUUGCGUUUAACCCUCAUAUAUUGUUCAUUUCCAGUUUACACUUUGGGUGUUUGGGGUUAAUAUAACCCGAAAUAUUUAGAGAUUGAAUGUAUGAAAAAAAACAUUUUUAAGAAUACAAAUGAUACAUCUUUUUUUUUUUUUCAUUCAUUUACUUCUCAUCUAUACAUUUAUGCUGUGUUUUGGGGAAUAUAAAGUAGGGUUUUUGUUUUUUACCUAUUUACAGCAAAACUCCUCAACUACACCAUUAGCAUGGAUAUGAAAUAUUGUUUUUUUUAUAUGAAAAAACACUUUAAUGAUCAAAACUAAAUAUGAGUCGUUUCUGGGUAUUGAUCUAGGUGUUAGGCAGAAUUCUGCCAUCUGCUGGUUAGUUAAAAA